Closterium sp. Yama58-4 is the source of this 5352-nucleotide messenger RNA. The record is from the annotation of a GenBank genome assembly. Lineage: Eukaryota; Viridiplantae; Streptophyta; Zygnematophyceae; Desmidiales; Closteriaceae.
AUGCUUGCUCUGCUGCGCCAUAAAGCUCGACGCCUCUGCCUCCCUCAUUCCCAGAUCAAGACUCCAGCUCUCGCUGCUCUCCCCCUCCUCACCUCUCCUCGGCUCUCCAGUCGCGUAGGAGCGAGCGACCGAUCCGUUUCUGCGUCUCCCGCGCUCAUUCCUCCGCUUCCGCGAGAUUUAAUUGCCAGAACCAUGGUGAACGAGGACAAAUGGGAGCUGAAGCCUCAUCCCGUGAUUCCCCGCGGGAAGCCGCUCGUGUUUAUGAUCCUCGACGGAUGGGGAGAGAAUGUCGAGGACGACUAUAACGCGAUCUACAAGGGCAACUGCCCGCACAUCAAGGCGCUGCGCGAAAACCGCCCCAACCGCUGGCGCACGAUCAAGGCGCACGGGAAGGCCGUGGGGCUGCCGAGCGAUGGCGACAUGGGGAACUCGGAAGUCGGGCACAACGCCAUGGGCGCGGGGAAGGUCAUCAACCAGGGAGCUGCGCUCGUGGACGCCGCUCUCGAGACGGGCGACAUGUUCAAGAGCGAGGGCUUUAACUACGUCAAGGAGGCGUGGGACAACGGCGGCACGCUCCACAUGAUCGGCCUACUCAGCGACGGCGGCGUGCACUCGCGCUACGACCAGGUGAUCGGCACCAUCCACGGCGCGUGGGAGCGCGGCGCGAAGCGCGUGCGCGUGCACGUGCUGACGGAUGGCCGCGAUGUGCCGGACGGGUCGUCGCUGCAGUUCGUGGCGCAGCUGGAGAAGGAUCUCGAGCUGCUGCGCGCGCAGGGCUGCGACGCCAAGAUCGCGUCUGGUGGUGGCCGCAUGCGCGUCACCAUGGACCGUUACGAGGCGGACUGGAAGAUCGUGGAGCGCGGGUGGCACGCGCACGUGCUGGGCGACGCGCCGUUCAAGUUCAAGUCGGCUCUCGAGGCGCUGAAGAAGAUCAAGGAGGACGACCCGAGCGUGAACGACCAGUACUACCCGCCGUGGGUGAUCGUGGAUGACGAGGAGAAGCCCGUGGGACCCGUUGUCGAUGGCGAUGCCGUUGUCAUCUGGAACUUCCGUGCGGAUCGCGUGGUGCAGAUCUCCAAGGCCUUUGAGUACCCCGACUUCCACCAGUUCGACCGCGUGCGCGUCCCCAAGGUGCACUUUGCGGGCAUGAUGCAGUACGACGGGGAUCUCAAGCUGCCCGCCAAGUUCCUUGUCGCGCCGCCUGUCAUCGAAAACACCUCCGGGCAGUACCUCGUGAAGAACGGCGUGCGCACCUUCGCAUGCAGUGAGACACAGAAGUUUGGGCACGUGACGUUCUUCUGGAAUGGCAACCGGUCGGGCAAGCUGGACGAUGAGUUGGAAACUUACUACGAGGUGCCCAGCGACAAGUGCCCCUUCAACGAGAAGCCCAAGAUGAAGGCCCGGGAGAUCGCCGCUGCGUGCAAGGAGGCGAUUCUGUCGGGGAAGUAUGACUACAUUCGGCUGAACCUGGCGAACGGCGACAUGGUGGGGCACACAGGCGUGUUUGACGCCGUGCUGGAGGCCUGUGAGGCUGUGGACGGCAGUGUCAAGGAGCUGCUGGAGGCGGUGGAGCAGGUGGGCGGCAUCUAUUGUCUGACAGCGGACCAUGGGAACUGCGAUGACAUGGUGCAGCGCAACAGCAAGACCCACCAGCCCAUCCUUGGACCGGAUGGCAAGCCAGAGCCCCUCACCUCGCACACUCUCGCUCCCGUUCCUAUCGCCAUUGGUGGUCCCGGGCUCCCAGCAAACAUCAGGUUCCGCCAGGACAUGCCGAAUGCAGGUCUUGCCAAUGUCACGGCCACUUUUAUGAACCUCCUUGGAUUCGAGGCUCCUGAGGGCUAUGAGCCAUCUCCCAUUCUCGUCUGCCUGGCGGCAAUAAUAGUCGCGCUGGGCUUGCUCACCGCCACUAGCGUCAGCCAGUCAACGAUUUUCGGCGAAACCGUUAGUAGUGCCGGCUUUUCUGCCGUUAGAGGCGAGAUGUCGCCGCACGGAGCGCCGUUGAGUGGUAGCGUUGAGAGCAGCAGUCCUGGCAGCUUGAGCAAUGGCAGCGGUAUUCUCAUUCCUAGGUGCGACCAGCGGCAGUACGAAGCGCUGGAGCUACCUAACGGGCUCACCGUGCUGCUUAUAUCGGAUCCCGAAACUGAUAAGGCUGCAGCGGCCAUGGAUGUGGGAGUGGGAUCGCUGAGCGAUCCGGACGAUGCGCCUGGCCUCGCUCAUUUCUUAGAGCACAUGCUCUUCUAUGCUAGCGAGAAGUACCCUAUCGAGGACAGCUACAGUGACUUUCUUAACAAGCACAGCGGGCGGUCGAACGCGUACACGGCAGCAGAGAACACCAACUACCAGUUUGACGUGGCUGCUGAGUUCCUGGAUGAAGCGCUCGACAGGUUCGCCCAAUUCUUCAUCUGCCCGCUCAUGUCAGCUGAUGCCACCAACCGCGAAAUCAAUGCGGUGCACUCAGAGCACACCAAGAACCUGAUUUCCGACCCCUGGCGGAUCAACCAGCUUCAAAAGAGCUUCUGCUCGCCCCAGCACCCCUUCUACAAGUUUAACGUUGGAUCGCUGGAGACGCUCAAGGAGGUGCCAGAAGCGAAUGGGAGGGACAUACGGCAGGAGCUGAUCACCUUCUAUGACAAGUACUACUCCGCCAACCUCAUGCACCUCGUCGUCUAUGGCAAAGACUCCCUCGCAUCGCUGCGGUCCAUGGUGGAGAGUCGCUUCGCCCUCAUUCCCAACAAGGUUCUGCAGCAGCCUGAGAUCCCUGCCGACCCCUGCGGUCCCGAAUACACCAAGAGGCUAGUGCGGGCUGUGCCAGUGGCGGAGGGGCACAAGCUGGAACUUAUUUGGCCCACCCCAGCCGACCAGCACUUGCACCGCGCCACGCCCACGCGCUACCUGGGGCACCUCAUUGGGCACGAGGGGCAUGGGUCGCUCUUUGCACUGCUCAAGAAGAAAGGCUGGGCCACGGCACUGGGAGCAGGGCGCAGCCACAGCAGCAAGCACUACGCCUUCUUUGCUGUCAACAUUGACCUCACAGACCUGGGCCAUGAGCAUGCAAUGGAGGUGGCGGAGCUGGUGUUUCGCUACAUCGGGCUCAUCCAGAGCGGCCAGGGCAUCCAGAAGUGGAUCUUUGAUGAGCUGGCAGCGGUAUGUGCCACCAAGUUCCACUUCCAGGACAAGCAGCAGCCCUUCUUCUACACGUCGGCCAUUGCUGCUGGCAUGCAGCUGUACCCGCGGGAGGACUGGCUGGCAGGUGCCUCUCUGCCGCGCGACUUUGACCCCAAUGCUCUAGCUGACCUGGCCAAAGCGCUCACUCCCGACAACGUGCAGAUCUUCUGGCUGUCGAAAAAGUUUGAGGCGGAGGCAACAGAGGAGGAGCGCUGGUACAAGACAAAGCACUCCGCCCAGACCAUUCCAGACGACUUGCUGCAGCGUUGGAGGGAUGCAGUCACAGCUGCUCCUGAUGCUGCUCUCUCGCCUCCUGCCACCACGCCUCCUGUGCCCACUGCUGCGGCAGCUGCUGCUGCUGCUGCUUCACCCAGUGACGGUGCAGCAGCUGCGGCAGGCGAUGGUGGGAGCAGCAGCGAGCUGCAUCUACCAGCACCCAACGAGUUUGUACCCACCGACCUCGAUGUUCUCACACCGCCCACUGGCAAGGUGUCCCCCCCCACAGUCAUCCACAGCACCCCCAUGCUGCGCCUGUGGCACAAGCCCGACACGCUCUUCGGCCUGCCCAAGGCGGUGCUAUUCAUGCAGCUCGCCUCGCCUGAAGCGUACACUUCCCCCCGCUCCGCCCUCCUCACCCGCCUCUUCGCCUCACUGCUGCAAGACGCCCUCAACGCUUACGCGUACGAUGCUGAGAUCGCUGGGCUCAACUACUCGAUCGUGCCGAGCGUGCAUGGCAUUCAAAUUUCAGCAUGGGGGUACAGCCACAAGCUGCUAGUGCUCGUGUCUAAGAUCAUCGACCGCCUCGUCACCUACACUGUUGAUGCCGACCGCUUCCACGUCAUCAAGGAGAAGGAGCAGCGCGAGUUUGAGAAUUUCCGCUACGACCAGCCGUACGCACAGGCCCUCUACUCCACGUCACUGCUUCUAGCGCACCGCCGCUGGCACUUCUCCGACUACCUCGCUGCGCUUCCCGCCCUGCAGCCAGAACAUCUUGCUGCUUUCCUCCCCUCGCUACUCUCCCACGUCUCCCUCGAGCUCUUCGCCUCAGGCAACAUCGCCCCCACAGACGCAAUCGCCUUUGCCCAGGAGACCGAGUCCCGCCUGCGAUCCAGCCCGAUCGCAGCAGCAGAGCCCCCCGUGCCGGCACAGUGGCCUGAGAUGCGCAUGGUGCGGCUGGGCGAUGGCAGCGCGGCUGUGCUGGCUGGUGAUAACCUCAACCCUGACGAUGAGAACUCUGCUCUCGUCUUCUACCUGCAGGUGUGUCAGGACGGGGAGACCAUGGUCCUGCCAGCAGCUCCAGAGCCCGGCAAGGGAGAAGCCGGCACGGGGGAAGCGACACAGGCGGUGGCACCAGAGGCCGAGGGAGGAAGCGCGAACGGCGGGCUGACCGUGGAGAAGCCGAGUGGGGAGGCAGGGGGGGUGAGCGUGAGAGCGCAUGUGGUGGCGCAGCUGCUGGUACAGGUGCUGGAGAGGGACGUGUUUUACGAGCUGCGCACUGUGCAGCAACUGGGGUACAUCGUGUUCCUCAUGUCUCGGAACGAGAAUGCAGUUCACGGCAUCACCUUUAUCAUCCAAUCAAACGUCAAGUCGGCAAGCGACCUGGAUGGGCGGGUGGAGGCGUUUCUGCAGGCAGCAGAGAGCAAGCUGGCCGGUAUCAGUGAGGAGGAGUUCCAGACCCAUGUGGCAGCGCUGGUGGCGAAGAAGCAGGAGAGGAAGAAGAAUCUGGUGGAGGAGGCGAAUGUGAUGUGGAAGGAGAUAGACGAUGCAAUGCUGGCCUUUGACCGCAUUGACCAGGAGGUGGCGGAGCUCCGUUUUCUGCGCCCAUCCCACGUGGCACAUUUCUUUGCCACCGUGGUGAAGCAAGGCGCGCCCAAUAGGAGGCUUCUGAGUGUGCAGGUGCAGAGGCAUGAGAAGGGAGCUGCACCAGAGGAAGCAGCAACAACCUGUGCAGUGGAAAGUUCCCCUGAACCUGCUGUCAAUGGCUCAGCCAGGGCUGCUCCUGUCUGUGCUGUAAACCCAGUAGCUGAAGCAAGUGAGUCUGGCAGCAUAAAGGAGGGGGUGGCGUCUGCAUUAAGCGAGGAGAGGAGGGAGGUUAUUGAGAACAUAUACGAUUUCAAGCGCUCCCAAGCUCUAUACCCUUCGCUCAAGGGAAGGGCAAUCCCGCCUUCAAUUGUAUCAUCAUCGUAA